AUAUUCAUAUUUAUUCUUCUCUUUUUUAAAAAAAAAAUAAAAAAAUAGUAAAAUAUCCCUAACUUUGUUAAAUAAAAACAGUCGAGUUUUUCUUUAACUCGGUCUUCUUCUUACUAUAAUGGUAUAUCGGCUUCGAAACGAGUCUGAGACUCAGCUUUCCAACUCGCCCGAGUUCAACUCAGCCAUGCAUAUCAUUUCCUAAGAUUUUUGAACAGCCAUAAAUCUCAAUCUCAGUGGGCAAAGGAAACUUGAGCUUCAUAUCCAAUGUCAGCAGUUAUACCUCCGCCACUACCGGAUGUCAUCAUCCCAAGCCUCCCAAACGAUCUGGCAUUGAACAUUCUAGCCCGUGUGCCAAGACAGUACCACUUGGUCCUCUCAGCUGUAUCCAAAUCCAUCAAAUUUACCCUUUCAUCGCCUCAACUAUACACAACAAGAUCUCUCCUCAACCUCACCGAAAACCUGCUCUAUUUCAAGGUCUCCUCCACGUCCCUAGGUUGUUGUGAGAACUGGUUCGCCAUCUAUCAAAAGCCAACCGUCUCAGCUGACCCCAUUUGCAAUGGCCUUCUUCGAUUUGCCCGACUCCCAUCAAUCCCAUAUAAAUUGCAUGGACAUGUUGAAGCUGUUGUGGGCCACAAUAUCUACGUCAUUGGUGGCCACUACAUUGAUGAAUCCGAUUUUAUCAUACCUUCUUCUUACGUGUGGAUACUCGAUUGUCGCUCUCACACAUGGCAGCAAGGUCCAAGCAUUGGAAUACCGCGCUUCGAUGCUUCUGUAGCCGUAGUGGACGAGAAGAUUUAUGUGAUUGGAGGGUGGACGGAGGAAUCAUGGGUAGAAGUGUUUGAUCCAGUGAUAGGACAAUGGGAACACAUUCCAAGUCCACUUGACGGGCGCAAAUCCAAUUUUACAGAAGUGGAAGUUGUGAACGGUAUAAUCUUAAUCAAAUUACGAAGUAAUAAGAAUGAGUUUCGACUGAAUCCGGAGACUAGGAUGUGGGAGGUGUCUGAACAUGACGAGCCAUUCUGUGGUCGAAUGGAUUGCAAGGUUAAUGGGGUCACUUACCGUUGUGAGAGUAAUAAUAACGGGAGAAUCGAAUGGUAUGAUGAUAGUAAAAGGAGAUGGAAAGAGGUCAAAGGUGUGAUGGAAGGGAUGCCCCGGUUCGUGUGUAAUGCCAAAUUGGUCAAUUUGAAAGGGAGAUUGUUUAUGAUGUUUGGAGAGGUGAGUUAUGAGAGUUCUACAAGGGGAGUUUACAAGUUAUGUGGUGGAGAAAUUGAAGUGAGUAGAAGAAAUGAAGGAGACAAUGUUGAUUUGUGGGGUGAGGUUCAUAAGCUUACUUUGCUUCCAGAAGGGCCUUGGCGUAUUUCUAAACCAAGCUCUGAAUUUAAGGUUUUGUACUACGAAAGCAAAUCUUUUUCUGUGAAGAUUUGAAUUGGUUAUUAUUAGUUUUUCCUUUAUUACAAUGGUUAUUAUGAUUAGGUGUUGAAGAAUCGGGCUUUUUGGCUCAACUUUUCUGUGGAUGCUUAAUUAAUGGGAAAUUUACAUGGUAUACCAACUUUUGCUAUUUUUUUACAAAAAUACUGCCAAGCGGUAUUUUUUACUUUUUUACUGUAUUUUUUUAUAAAUUUCAUACUGCAGUAUAAUGUGUUAAGUUUCAUUGGUGUUCUACUGGUGUUUUAUUAGUGUUCUACUAUUGUUUUGAGUUAUACUGCUUUGUGUUUUAUUGGUGUUUUAUAAAAACACAGUAUUUUUAAAAAAAUUUCCGUGUGACAGUAUUUUUGUAAAAGCUAACUGAAAUUCCAGUAUUUUUGUAAGUUUCCCUAAUUAAUUUAAGCUGGUAUUAUUAUUUUUCUUAAAUGAAAGUAUAUAUUGAUGGAGUAGGAAGACAAGUUUGAUUAAUACUUA
This is a messenger RNA of Cannabis sativa, 1899 nucleotides long. Its product is annotated as F-box/kelch-repeat protein SKIP6. Bases 265 to 1425 code for a protein of 386 amino acids. Gene Ontology annotation, molecular function: protein binding. The record is from RefSeq and is a predicted model, not a curated record. The transcript is spliced from 2 exons. Lineage: Eukaryota; Viridiplantae; Streptophyta; Magnoliopsida; Rosales; Cannabaceae.